AUGGAGGCGGAUUUCGCCGCCUUCGGGAGCCCGCUUUGCGGCGAGGUCAAGCGCUUCUGCCGGCGGGUGCGGGAGACCUACCGGGAGAUCCAGGAGGACCUGACGCCCUACAAGGAUGAUCGCUACUACCGGCUGGCCCCGAUGCGAUUGUAUACACUGUCCAAAAGGCAUUUUGUUCUAGUCUUUGUAGUAUUCUUUAUUUGUUUUGGUCUGACAGUCUUCAUAGGAAUAGCAGGUCCUAAUGUAAUUGAAACUUCUGUAGCAAGAACUGACUUAAAUAACAGCCUAAAGCUGAAGCCAUUUAAUUUAAGUUCACCACCACUGUCAACUUACAACCAGCAGCUGUGGCUGACCUGUGUGGUUGAGCUGGAUCAGCAUGAUGUGUUCCUCAAUAAGAAUGUGACUAUGACAGUCAAAAUCCUGGGAGUGGUGAAGGAUGCAAGCACGCCAUACAUUAACAAUCAAGUUCACAAGCGGACGAGAUUACUCAGUUGUGCACAAGUUAUUCUCUGUGUGUGUUCACAGAAAUGCAGUGAAAUCAUUGUUGCUCACCUGGGCUACCUGAACUACACUCAGUACAACAUAUUUGUUAGUUUUGAAGAUCUAAACAAGUUAGCAUACACCAUCCAGAAUAUUACUUUCACAUGGAAGACCUAUAAUCCAACCUUUUCACAAGUGGAAAUAUGGUUCCGAUUUGUCUUUGUAGUUCUUACUUUUAUGGUCACGUGUCUGUUUGCACAUUCCCUGCGGAAAUUCUCCAUGAGAGACUGGGGUAUUGAACAGAAAUGGAUGUCCAUCCUACUUCCUCUCUUGCUACUUUACAAUGAUCCAUUUUUUCCCCUUUCUUUUCUGGUGAACAGCUGGUUUCCUGGAAUGCUGGAUGAUCUGUUCCAGUCACUGUUUUUGUGUGCAUUGUUGUUGUUCUGGCUUUGUGUCUACCAUGGUAUAAGAGUACAGGGGGAAAGAAAGUGCUUAACUUUCUAUCUGCCCAAAUUCUUUAUUGUUGGACUGUUGUGGCUGGCCUCUGUUACACUGGGAAUAUGGCAAACAGUGAAUGAAGUACAUGACCCGACAUAUCAAUACAGGGUUGACACAGGCAACUUCCAGGGAAUGAAAAUCUUCUUCCUUGUGGUGGCAACCAUGUACAUUCUCUACCUUUUGUUCCUGAUAGUGAGGGCAUGCUCAGAACUUCGAAACAUGCCUUAUGUUGAUCUCAGGUUAAAAUUCUUGACUGCAUUAACCUUUGUAGUGCUUGUCAUUAGCAUUGUUAUACUCUACCUACGCUUUGGAGCACAAGUUCUACAGGACAACUUUGUUGCUGAGCUGUCAACUCAUUAUCAGAACUCAGCAGAAUUCUUAUCAUUUUAUGGGUUACUGAACUUUUAUCUCUACACAUUAGCCUUCGUGUACUCCCCCUCGAAGAAUGCACUGUAUGAAUCACAGUUGAAAGACAAUCCUGCUUUUUCUAUGCUGAAUGAUUCAGAUGAUGAUGUGAUUUAUGGGAGUGACUAUGAAGAGAUGCCCCUUCAGAACGGCCAAGCUAUUAGAGCCAAGUAUAAAGAAGAGUCAGACAGUGAUUGA
This is a messenger RNA of Cinclus cinclus, 1581 nucleotides long. It is a transcript of the gene TMEM181, whose product is annotated as transmembrane protein 181. The record is from RefSeq and is a predicted model, not a curated record. NCBI's taxonomy places the organism in Eukaryota, Metazoa, Chordata, Aves, Passeriformes, Cinclidae. The transcript is spliced from 17 exons. Gene Ontology annotation, molecular function: toxic substance binding. The coding region runs from base 1 to 1581 and encodes 526 amino acids.